Molecule: messenger RNA, 534 nt
Organism: Schistocerca gregaria
Lineage: Eukaryota; Metazoa; Arthropoda; Insecta; Orthoptera; Acrididae
Product: sterile alpha motif domain-containing protein 1-like
Exons: 2
Coding region: 1-534 (177 amino acids)
Source: RefSeq, a predicted model, not a curated record
AUGUUUAACGAGUGCGCCAGCUGGCCCGACCACUCGCAGUGCAGACGACAAAGGAGGCUGGUGGCAGGUUGCGGGCCCCACGUGGGGCCCCCGCCGCUGUUGACACGCCGCGGCGCCCAGCAGGUGCGACGCCCACGGCGGAGGCCGGCGUCUCCAGUGUCACGGCCCAGCGGGAGGCCACGUGCUGGUGCUGGCGUUCCGGCGGCAGCGGCAGCGGCCCGGCCCGCGCCGGCCACAGCCACGCAGACGCGCCGCCGCGCUCCCACACAGGCUCGCCCCCUGCGGCCGCGCGGCGCGCCAGGCUCGCGCCGCGUCGCGCCGCCGCUGCUGCCUGUGAGCGCCGCCAAGGCCGCUCCCGCGGGCGCCCGCCUGCUGCGUGGGCGUCGCCGCGUCUCGCCACCGGCGGCGGCGGCAGCGGGGCGCGCGCUAAGUACGAGCGGCCGCCACACCUGUCAUCCUGGUCGCCGAAGAAACUACAGCUCAGCUGUUUACACCGUACGAGAAACUACUCACCCGGCAGAGACAUCAAGCUAA